Solanum tuberosum (potato) is the source of this 2341-nucleotide messenger RNA. Its product is annotated as GTP-binding protein TypA/BipA homolog. Gene Ontology annotation, cellular component: ribonucleoprotein complex; cytosol. The transcript has 19 exons. Gene Ontology annotation, molecular function: GTP binding; GTPase activity. Bases 79 to 2079 code for a protein of 666 amino acids. The record is from RefSeq and is a predicted model, not a curated record. NCBI's taxonomy places the organism in Eukaryota, Viridiplantae, Streptophyta, Magnoliopsida, Solanales, Solanaceae.
AACCCUAAACCUCAAUAAACAAGAGGAGUAAGAUUUUGCAGAGAAGCAGAGCAGCCAUUUCUCUCUUUCGAGUUCGAAAUGGUCGGUCCAUUGAUUCGAUCUCUCUGGUCUACAACUAGGAGAUCCUUCUCCUCCUCUCAUUAUUCUCAUAUCAAACCUUUAUCCUAUGCUCGAGCUUUCUCCACCGCCACAGCUACCGCUCCCGUUGGCUCCGCCGCCACUGCACCCGGCGGCGCUCUGGAUCCCGACCGGCUAAGGAAUGUCGCGGUUAUAGCUCACGUCGAUCAUGGAAAGACUACUCUCAUGGAUAGGCUGCUUCGUCAGUGCGGCGCUGAUAUACCUCACGAGCGUGCCUUAGAUUCUAUCGACCUCGAACGAGAGCGCGGCAUCACUAUUGCUUCUAAGGUUACAUCCAUCUCGUGGAAGGACAAAGAGCUAAACAUGGUGGACACUCCUGGACACGCAGAUUUUGGUGGUGAAGUUGAGAGGGUUGUUGGCAUGGUUGAGGGAGCAGUCCUUGUUGUUGAUGCUGGUGAAGGUCCACUUGCACAAACAAAAUUUGUUCUUGCCAAGGCCCUUAAAUAUGGUUUACGCCCCAUUCUUCUUCUCAAUAAAGUAGACAAACCUGCAGUGACUGAAGAGAGAUGUAAUGAAGUUGAGAGCCUUGUAUUUGAUCUUUUCGCAAACCUUGGUGCUUCAGAGGAACAGUUAGAUUUUCCUGUUCUUUACGCUUCAGCUAAAGAAGGAUGGGCAUCUUCCACAUAUACAAAAAGUCCUCCUGAUGUGAAGGAUAUGUCACAAUUGCUCAAUGCUAUUGUUGGGCAUGUUCCUCCACCGAGUGCUAGCCUAGAUGCCCCUUUUCAGAUGUUGGUUUCCAUGAUGGAGAAAGAUCCUUAUCUUGGUCGUGUUUUGACGGGUCGUGUAACUUGUGGAGUUGUUCGUGUUGGUGAUAAAGUACAAGGGCUGAAGAACACAGACAAUGGAACUGUAAAAAUUGAAGAAGGAAAGGUUGUAAAGCUGAUGAAAAAGAAGGGUAUGAGAGCAGAUCCAGUUGAUAGUGCUGGUGCAGGUGACAUAGUGUCCAUGGCAGGUUUGUCAAGUCCGACAAUUGGACACACAGUUGCGAAUGCAGAGGUUACGACAGCAUUGCCCACAGUUGUGCUUGACCCCCCUACCAUCUCCAUGACUUUCGGUGUCAAUGAUUCUCCCUUAGCUGGUUCUGAUGGUAUUCAUUUGACUGGAGGGAAAAUUGGUGACCGGCUGCUAGCUGAAUCAGAAACCAAUCUUGCCAUAAAUGUUCUCCCCAGUACGACCGAAUCAUUUGAAGUGCAGGGUAGAGGUGAACUUCAAUUAGGUAUCUUAAUUGAGAACAUGAGACGUGAAGGAUUUGAGCUCUCUGUCUCCCCACCUAAAGUCAUGUACAAAGUAGAGAAAGGUACUAAGCUUGAGCCAAUUGAAGAAGUGACUAUUGAGGUUGAUGACGAGCACGUAGGUUUGGUCAUGGAAGCACUUUCUCACAGGCGGGGUGAAGUUACUGACAUGGGCCCUGUUCCUGGCAGCAUGGGAAGGACUAGAAUGUGUCUGACAUGUCCUUCAAGAGGGCUAGUGGGCUAUAGAAGUGUGUUCAGCAGUGACACCCGUGGCUCUGGAUUUAUGCAUCGGGCUUUUCUGACUUAUGAAAAAUAUCGUGGUCCUCUUGGAAAUGUCAGGAAAGGAGUUCUAGUAUCAAUGGGCCGUGGGUUAAUCACUGCUCAUGCACUGAUGGGUUUAGAAGCUCGCGGAGUUCUCUUUGUGGCACCUGCAAUGGAGACAUAUGAUGGCAUGAUUAUUGGAGAACAUUCUCGAGAUACAGAUCUUGAUGUCAACCCGGUUAAGUCAAAAGAACUCAACAAUAUAAGGUGCGCUAGCAAGGAUGAGAAUGUCAAGUUAACUCCUCCCCGCCUUAUGUCUCUCGAAGAAGCCAUAGGAUAUGUUGCUUCCGAUGAGCUUAUUGAGGUUACACCAAAAGCCAUUAGGCUAAGAAAGAGAUACUUGGAAGUGAACAAGAGAAAAUCAAUGAGCAAGAGGCCCAAGGAUUGAAGUAUUUUUCCUCUAUACUGGUCAAAGAUUUAGCCUCACAUUUUGUAUACAUGAAAUUUAAUUAUCUUCAUCUCUACUUUAAUGUUCCUCCUUUAUACACAUCUUUACAAUUAUAUAGAUAGGGAAAAAAAUUGUAUCACAUAAAUAUUCUUUUUCAAGCACUCUAUCGGGAAUGUAUUUCAGUGUAACAGCUUAUUAAAAGCAGAGUUACCGAAAAUAAAAUGCUUGAAUGCAAUAAAAUUUUGUCCAACUUUGACCCCUC